GUGACUCAGUUAAACAUGGCGGGUCAGUGGUGUAGUGUCGUGUUGUUGCUCUCCGUUUUAGCGAUUUCUAUAUUAAAUACGUCCAGUGCGCAUAUAAAUGUCCCAAAGUUAGCAAGGUUUCUUCUGCUGCAAAGAGCAAGCUGCUACUGAAGAAAGUGGCUAGUGAUGAUAGUCUCUCAGUAGAAACCCCCUCUAGUGUCGAAACAUCCAGUAAUGAUACUAGUUCUACUACCACCACCACUACUACUACCACCACCACCACAUCCAUCACUACUACUACUACUACCUCCUCACCUACCACCAAUCCUGUCCCGAUUAGUACCGGUGAUUCUUCAGCUGUCGUCCCCUCUACAGAAGGAGCUAGUUCAGAGAAUGUCACGGGAGGGGCAAUGCAAGUCGAUUUGGUACCUAAAUCUACGGCAGCACCAAACAUUCCAAAAAAUGACUCAAACACAGGUGCCACGGAUGCCCCUGUCAAAAAUGUAGGUGGUCAGCAGGGUGCCGAAGAGGAGGAGGAGGAUCCUGACAGUGGAGGUGACGAUUUGGUUCCAAUCACAGGAUAUGAAACCAAGAAUACAACAAUUGAUCAUCAUCGGUACUACACUUCUCUAACUGUAAAUGGAGAUGGAAAUGCUCAGCAGUACUGGGUUAACUUGGACACCCUCAAUGAGGAAGUAGUCAUUAAGAAUGAGAUGCUGUGCGAUUCACAUCGCAGGGCUGCGACGGUUACCCUCAAGUUUGAUUUCCCAUUCUAUGGCCACAUGUUAAGAAAUAUAACAAUAGCAACUGGAGGGUUUCUUUUUACUGGUGACUUUGUCCACACAUGGCUUGCAGCAACUCAGUACAUAGCCCCCCUAAUGGCCAAUUUUGACACGUCGGUGUCUGAAGAUGCAUGUGUGAAAUAUGCUGAUAACGGUACCGCAUUUACAGUCCAGUGGGACAAAGUGAAGCUGAAAGAUCACCAGGAUGCUGGCACAUUUACUUUCCAGGCAACAUUGCAUCAGUCGGGAGACAUCAUAUUCACUUAUAAACAGAUACCAGUCACUGUCACAAGCAUCCACGAUGAUGAGCAUCCAGUGAAAGUUGGGCUGUCUGAUGCGUACAUAGUAGAUCGUACCAUCUUUUAUGUACGUCGAAAAACCAUCUACGAAUACCACAAGAUCGAUAUGAAGAAGACUUUUACGAUAGGAAAUUGGACAGCUAUACUCUUCAAGGCUUUACCAACAUGCAUGACUUUGAACAGCUGUGAGGCCUGUUUGUCAACAAAGAUAAGUUUCCAGUGUAAUUGGUGUAACAAGAUAGGCAGAUGCAGUACGGGUUUAGAUCGUCACCGUCAAGAUUGGCUGUAUCAGGGAUGUGAAAACUUGAGCAUCCAGGAUCUAGAUAAGUGUGCUGGUCUAGCCCCUCCACCAUCCUAUCCAUCCCAUAAUCUCCCAAGGGUUUCCAGCGUCGAUACAUUUGGACAGAAUGCCAGUGUCGAACCUUACGCAAAAGCUCCUGGUUCCUCAGGUUUGGAUGCUUCGGAAUACAAGGAAGGGAUAGUUACGGAUGGCGAGCCUGAAACACUAGCUCACACAUCUGGGAGAGGUGGUGAUGAGGGUCAGACAAGUGUUGGAGGAGUAGUUGCAGUGAUAUUCCUACUUGGGUUAAUUCUAGGUGUUGGUGGAUGGGUUGCCUAUGCAUAUUUCUAUCCACAUUCAACUUCAGGACAGAUACUUAUCAGGUAUCGUCCAAGCACCUGGUCCUGGAGGAGAGGUGAAGCACGUUACACAGCCGCUUCGAUACACAGCAUACACAUGUGAAUAUAUGCAGUGUAAGCAAUGAAAUGAUAAUCCUAUGGACAACUUCCCUUAUUUUUGGGUAAGUGAUAAUCAGGAAAAAGUAUUGAGCUACAGGUGAAAGAUAUGCUAGUAUAUAGUAUAUCAGAUAAGAUUUAUGAUCAGAUCGUCUGUACCUUGUAUUACCAUACUUUAUGAGUAUAUGGGUAAUGAAAAUUAAUGAAUAAUUGAUGUAUAUCAUAUAUAUAUCUGUAUAUUUAUAGGGAAGCACACCAGCACCCAUGGCUGUUCAAUCUUUUAAGUGACUUUAUCUUGACAGAUUUGGGGACAGUAGAAAAUAAAUGAAUGAUGUAGUGAUAUUAAGGGACAAUAAUUGUAUUGCAUGUAAAAUAGCGCGGAAUUAUAUUUCAUAUUUAGGUUGCGUCCUAACACAUACAGAUUCCAGUCUCCCGUUACCACAUUAUGACUGAAUGUAUGUUUGUCUUGGUUUGUAAGUGGAAAUGGUGAGCACUGGAUUUCCAUUGACUUCAGGGUAGGUUGAUUUAAUUACAAGAUAUACAUUUUAUUGUAACAUUAUAGAUAGUCUGUUAUGUUUUCAAUUAACAUUGCACACAGUAAUGAAUUGUUUUGUUAGGUAAGGUCAACAUAUUGUGAAAGUGUUUUCUGCCAUUGUUAAUUUCCUAUAGAAAAGGCAGUGUUUUAAUGAUUUUAAUAUAACAAAGAACUGUAUGUGCUUAAAAUUACUGUAGGUAAUUAAAGAAGAUAACUUUAAUGGUUCAACUCAACUUUUCUUAUAAUUUGGAAAUUUACUUCACUUGAAAUCAUUAUUUCUUAAUAGGCUGUUUACCUAUUUUUUCAAGUGGCAAGAAAAGGUAGAAUAAUUGUUUUCUCUAUCAAAGGGCUGUGGCAUAGUUAAGCAGCUUAGUCAUUAUUUUAGGCUUGUGAAGUGUAAUUUGCUUACUAGUAGGUCUUGGGGAGGUUGAAGAUAUUUAGAAUAUAUUAAUGGAUAGUGAAUUGUGGUAAAGUUCAAUUUUAAUGAUUUGAGUGAUGUAUGAACAAAAGUGCCUUAUUUCUCCAUCCAAAAACUUUGCCAUAUACAGUUCUUGUUUUGUAUAGUUUACUGCAUGUAUUAUAUUGUCUAGACCUGAUGCAACUUAUAUAGGUUUUAUAUUUUUAUAAACAUCUCAGUGGAAUUUUUACUUUGAAGUGCAAUGAUUGAAGUGUUCUGUAGGAGGCCUAAAAAUUUGUUUUUAGUGUUUCAGAUUCCAAUAUUAGAUUUAAUGCAUUUUAAGCAGUGAGGUACUUUUUUUAUCUUCAGUAUAUUUAUGUGUACUUCAUGAUUGUUUUAGUGAUUUUUAUCAACUUGGCUGUUGCAGUUUCUUUGCAUUGAAGGGAUAUUGAUGAGAAAUUUUUCACUAAUUGAUUAUGCAUAACAUUUAAAUGCCAAAUUUUUCACUAAUUGAUUAUGCAUAACAUUUAAAGGCCAAAUUUUUCACUAAUUAAUUAUGCAUAACAUAUAAAUGCCACACUUAUUUCCAUUGAGAAGGCAGUUGAAGAAGGCUCGAAUGAAUUUAGCAAUUAUGGCCAACGAUUGGUAUUUUAACUUGGUAAUUUUUUUUUAGAAUAAUGUUGCAAUUUGAUGAUGGGAUAAUAUUUAUGGAAGAUAUGCCACUACUAUUUUUGUUUUGCGUCAAGGGAUUUUAUCUAAUGUGCAUCCCUUCUCUUAGUUAUGUAGGUCUUGUUUUGGAUUGUUAUUUCCAAUUAAGGACUGCAAUAUCUUAGACUGUAUGGUCCAGAUAUUUUUGUUCUUCAUUUUGACAAGAUGUUUUGUAUUUAUAUAUAAGAUGAUUUACUUGUAUAUUUGUGCUUGUAAGCACGUCUUGUUCACCCUUACCAUUUCAUUACAAUAUUCACGUGCAUACAAGUUUGCAAUGAAUCAUAUAUAUAUAUAUCACUGUCAAACUGUGCAAGUAAGGUUACUCUAUGGUGAAUUUGAGUUUUUGUUGUACAGUACUUCACUUUAACCAAAUCUGUGUAGUAAAUUAAGUGUGAGUAGUGGUGUAGCUUGUAGUUCAGAGAUUUCACUGUUAUAUUUGUAAACCACCUAUUGUGAGUCAUGUACGUUUGACCAUCCAGUCUGCAAAGGGAAGCUACCCACUAUGGUACCAGAUCAGAUACUUCAGGACAUGGACUUGUUGCUUGUACAGUGCUAUAAAAGUAUUCAAUUUUUUUAUUCCAGUAAAUUUUUUCCAAAAUACUGAUAGUUUUGCGUGUUUUUGGUCAUUAAAAACUUUUCAUUCAUUAGGAAACAAUACGUAGUGUUAAACUGUGAUGAAAAUGCUAAUUAGGACUUAUUAUUUAAAAUAAAGCUUUAGCUUUCAUAAGGAAAAUUUUUGGCUUCAUUUUACACAAAAGACCAUCUGAUUUAUUUGGAAGUGCUUCUGUUGUGUGGUAUAUAUAUUUUUCUUUUUCUUUUUUAGGAACCUACUUGUAUAGAAUUAGCUUUGUUGUAAGUCACUUACACAAGCUUUGUAAAUUUAUGCGGCAUUGCACAUUUUGUGUAAGUCAUUUGACUUGAUUCAUUUGUUUGGGUGAUUACAUUACCACCUAGUUUUCAUUAACAUAAUCAUUUCAUUUAAUUCAUUCAUGCAAGAUCUUUGCUUUCUUCAUAUCAUGCUAUUAACUAGUAUCAACAGAUAUGCAUAAUUUGGUAGCCCUUGUAUUGAACAUUUUAUUUACACUGGUCAGAUUUCUGUUAUACAGCUCAGGAAAGGCUUAGUAUAUUAGUUAAUGAAGAAUAGAUCUGUUACUAUCAGUAUAAGAUUGCCUUACUGUAGUCAAGGUAGUAUGGCUACUUGACACUACUGUAUAUGGAGAAAUCGCCUUUCACUGUACAUCUGACUGUGUUAAUUUUAGGCAAGUGUUGAUGUGGAUUUUAAAUCUUGAAGUUUUUCAAAAGGUAGUAGUAGUAUUAGUUUAAAAAUGAAUUUAAACAAUUCAGUCUUUCCGGUUUAACUUUAUCUCUCAAGUUUGUAAUGUUUAUGUGAAAGGAAUUAAAUGUCUAAAAUUUUCUGCAGUCAUAUUACAAGGCACCAUUUGAAUUUCAGUUUUUAAUGCUUAUUUGUAAAAAUAUCAGUUAUAUAUUUGAAGUUGUUGGGCAAGCAUGUGUUGGUGAUAUACACCAUUAAUAUCAGUUACUUGUAAAGAAGAAAGUCUUUUUAGAAAUUUACUAAUUGUGCUUUGAUUUGUGCAAUAAUGAGAUUUUCUUUCCCUGAUCUGACUUAAGAAUCAAAUGAAAUUAACAUUGGUAAUGAUCAGCUUUAAAUAUGUUGAAUUUUAAACCUUGCAUUAUUUAUCAAGCCACAUAAUAUGAAGUGGAUGUUUUAACAAAGUAGACAAAUUAUCAUGCAAAAAUACUAAAUUUGUAGGUAAAGCAAAUUUAAUGUCUACAUUUUACCCAGUGAUCAGCAGAAUUUUUUUUUACAUACAUUUGAAUAAAAAAGAAUGGUGAAGACCUGUGGAAGAGGAAGAGGGAUAACUGUCAAUUCAGAACAGUUAACUGAAGAAUUGAUAAGUUUCAGUUUCUAGAAACUACUGAUAACAGGUCAUUCAUUUAAAUGUAAAUUUGCAACAAGAAGGGUGUUGUAUCAUGCAAGAGAAAAGAUAUGGGUAAGCAAUAUAUAUUUCUGUGAUAAAAUGUAGUAUAUUCCAUCCCUCAAGUGGCUUCAAAGUACUGUACAUAGUUUAGGAAGGGUAAUGAACUGUAGUUUUGACUAUUCAAGGAACUUUUUACAAAUCUAUUAAGAAUUUGUCCUAUGAUGAUACAUUUAUUGCAAAUGAAAAUUCACUACAUCAAGUGAACUUCAUGGAAAAUUUAUAUUGUUUGGCAAUUAGUUACAUUAUACUUGUAAUGUGGGAUUAGAUUGUGUAAUAUUCAAAAGCCAGUUGUAUAGGAAAUAUUCUGUUAUUUGGAAAUAAUGUAAAUUUAACAUUUGCUGCAGUUUUAAUUUAUUCACUAUUGACAAAAUGUUUGGUAAAUUAGUUAAUUUAUCGGGACUGAAUAUUGUGUAUUAAAUUUGUAACAGAACAUUCCUGGUAAUAAGACUGAGCAAAAGCUAUUAUUCCAUAUUGUAAUGGAAUAUGGGACUACAGUGGGCCCGUGUAUUCAAGAUUUGCAGACGCACAUAUACUUGGGAAAUCGUGGUAGUAUUUUUCUAUGAGAAAUAACCACAGAUUUACUGAAUUUUAUCAGGUUUAUGAUUAAAUGCCCUUUUUGUUAUAAAACUAUUAAUAAACCAGGUAUAAGCAUUUUUAGUGGGCUUUUCUCGAGUUUGAACUAACAAAAUAGGCAGUUCUUAGCGUUUUUAUAGGGGUUCUUCCAAGUAUUCACAGAUUAUAGCUAUUUGCCGGGGGAUCUGGAACGUAUCCCCCCACCCACGAAUACAGGGUCCACUGUACCUGUAGUUUUUAUACUGAGGUACAUGUAGUAUGUCAAACCUGCUAAAAAUUUAGGCAAAAACUUAGGUUCAAGUUUUGUAUUUGCAUUCUUUGUAUAUUUAGAGUAGUUGGUUAUUUUGUGAUUAUCUACUCUCAUUAAGCUGUAUGAGGAAAUUUGGCUUUUGAAAAUGUAUCUUAGUUGAUAAUAGGGUUAAUAGGUGCUUUCAUGACUGUAAUGGCAAUCAAAGCCCGCUUGUGCAUAAUACUAUUGACUGGUUAGCACAAACAUUUGCCUCCAUAAUUAUCACAGUGUUGACUGAUGCAUAUAACAAACACCAGUAAACAUAACAUAUUGGAAA
Messenger RNA from Macrobrachium nipponense, 6574 nucleotides. RefSeq names its product plexin domain-containing protein 2-like. The record is from RefSeq and is a predicted model, not a curated record. Lineage: Eukaryota; Metazoa; Arthropoda; Malacostraca; Decapoda; Palaemonidae.